CUGCAGCAGCCUGGGUGGUUGGGACAUCUGUCCCAGGGCUCAUCUCAUCCCUUCCAUGUGCUCCUCUCCACCACAGUUCACGGUGUGUCUGCGGUGCAAGGGGCAGACGAUUUACCAGCAGGUCUUGUCCCUGGAGAGACCCAGCAGCCUGCAGGGCUGGAACUGGGGCUACUGCGGCCACUACGCCUUUUACCAUGCCCUGUACCCCCGUGCGUGGCUGGUGUACGAGCUGCCGGGGCAGAAGGUGGUGCUCACUUGCCGGCAGGUCUCUCCUGUCAUCCCCCAUGACUAUAAGGACUCCAGCCUGCCAGUGGGAGUGUUCAUCUGGGAGGUGGAGAACGGCAGGGAUGAGGAUGUGGAAGUGUCCAUCAUGUUCAGCCUGCAGAACGGCACGGGAGCAAAGGAGGACAGGAGGGGCGGGCACUGGAAUGAGCCCUUCACCUUCCAGAAGGAUGGAGAGCGCGUUGCUGGAGUCCUGCUGCACCACUGCCCGGCCGUGAACCCCUUCACCCUGGCCAUCUCUGCCCGGGAGAAGGCUGGCACAGCAGUCACCCAUGUGACGGCAUUCAAUCCCACAGGAUUGGGUAGCGAGGUGUGGCAGGACCUCCUGCGGGAUGGCAGGCUGGAUUCACCCACUGGUGAGUGCCUGCAUCCUCUGUGGGAUGGGUGGAAGGGAACUGGGAAAUGGGUGGCCAUGCUGGUUCUGGGCACCACAGGCAGGGCAGAGUUCCUUUGUCCAGCCUCCUUGGCUGGUUAA
Molecule: messenger RNA, 757 nt
Organism: Catharus ustulatus (Swainson's thrush)
Lineage: Eukaryota; Metazoa; Chordata; Aves; Passeriformes; Turdidae
Product: non-lysosomal glucosylceramidase-like
Exons: 3
Coding region: 56-757 (233 amino acids)
Biological process (GO): central nervous system development
Molecular function (GO): beta-glucosidase activity
Source: RefSeq, a predicted model, not a curated record